GAUGGCACCUGUCUCAGCUGGGACUGUCAAUUCCGAAACGUAUCGAGUAAACGAGAGAAAAUAGAACUCCAGCAAACAAUCGAAGUUCGUCCGUCCAGCGUGGAGAUGGAGUGAGUCAAACAGUGAAAAACCACGUUUUUUUUUCUUUAAGAGGGGAAUCUGAAAGCAAGCAAUCUCUGUCUCUCUGCGUCGAUUUAUCUGAAAACUAGGGUUGAUUCGGCAUCAGGCUGCCUUCCAAGGAUAAUAAGAAACAACAAAAAAUAUAGAGAAUUAAAAAGAGAUAUUUCUUUGAUUUUUAUUCGGAACUUUAGAGCUGUAGAUGGUCGUCUGGUCUUCCGGGGACCGCUAGAGAAUCUGCGCGUAAUUUGGAAGCUGCCUGAGUAGUCUAUCAGAAGCUAUAGUUAUUUAUAUUGGAUAAGUUUGUACAGAUUCUUUUGAGUAUUUGAUUGAAGAUGAGAACAAUAACUCGAGCUGUUCGCCAUGUUCGGGCUGCUUCACGGCUUCGUGAAAGAGAUAAUUUUCUUAGUAGUUUGUCGAGAAGGCAAACAACCUUGGUCAAUCCAGUUUCAGUUAGUACCUACCGAGGAUCCUAUAUUGAUGAAAUCGGUGGAUACUCACAACCCAUUAUGAUAUCAAGAACUCUGUGCAGCCCUGCCGCCAGAGACACCAGUGGAGAUGUUGGAAAAGCAGGUCCUCUUGUAGAGUAUGAACGAAGAAUUGCUGCAGGGGAACUUGUGGAUGGCGAUAGUUGUCAGGUUGGAACCUUGAGAGAACUUCAAAGACUAUAUGAUAGGCUUGUUGAAUCUGCUGAUGCCUGUCAGCUGGAUCGCUAUGCAGCUUCUGAUAAAUCUUCAAGGAGUAGGUGGUUGUGGUCCAGAUUCAUUCCACAGUUUUCGUACUCACCUGUCAAAGGACUUUACCUCUAUGGGGGAGUGGGAACGGGGAAGACAAUGCUGAUGGACUUGUUUUUUGAACAAUUGCCAACUAGCUGGAGGAAAAAGAGAAUCCAUUUCCAUGACUUUAUGUUAAAUGUCCAUAGCCGCCUUCAGAGGCACAAAGGUGUGACGGAUCCACUUGAAGUUGUCGCAGGAGAGAUAUCAGAUGAGUCUAUCUUAUUAUGUCUUGAUGAAUUCAUGGUGACUGAUGUUGCUGAUGCAUUGAUAUUGAACCGACUUUUUGGACAUUUAUUCACCAAUGGUGUUGUUCUUGUUGCCACUUCAAAUCGUGCUCCAGAUAACCUUUAUGAAGGUGGCCUGCAAAGGGAUCUUUUCUUACCAUUCAUUUCCACUUUGAAGGAAAGAUGUGUAGUUCAUGAAAUUGGUUCCUUGAUAGACUAUAGGAAAAUGACUUCGGCUAGGCAAGGUUUUUAUUUCACUGGAGAUAUGUCGUCAGGUCAUCUUAAGGAAAAGUUUCAUCAGUUAAUUGGGGAACAAACAGCAACUCCACAAGAGGUGGAAGUUGUUAUGGGAAGAAAAUUGCAGGUUCCACUUGGAGCCAAUGGAUGUGCAUAUUUUCCUUUUAAAGAUCUCUGUGACAAACCUCUAGGAGCAGCGGAUUAUUUUGGAUUAUUCAAGAAUUUUCAUACCUUGGCAUUGGAUGGUGUGCCGAUUUUUGGGCUCCACAAUAGGACAGCAGCAUAUCGGUUUGUGACUUUAGUUGAUGUGAUGUAUGAAAACAGGGCCAGACUAUUGUGUACGGCUGAGGGGACUCCAACUGAGCUUUUUGAAAGAAUAGUUACCAUCUCUGAUGCCCAAAACAUGGCACCUAGAACCUCUUCCAGAUCAAGGAAAAAUGAUGAUUUUGACCUUUGCGUGGACAAUGAAUUGGGAUUUGCAAAAGAUCGUACCAUUAGUCGGUUAACAGAGAUGAAUAGCAGCGAGUACUUAGAGCAGCAUGCUGCCAUGUUGUCAGAGAAGCAGUUUGCGCAGGAAGAAAUCAAGGAGGAUGCUUUACAAGCAUGAUUCCAAGAAAAAUAUAAUCCCCACCAAGCGCAAGUGAUUUAUUUCCAUUGACAAUGUUGUCUGUAUUGUGGAUUAGAGGUUUACUACUUAGCAACCCUGGUGUGUUGGUGAUUUCCAACCUGGUAGACUGACUUGAGUCAACUGAAAAAAGAAGUAAUUUAUUGUAUCAACAUUUAGCUUACUCCGAGUGAUUCCUUGUCAUUAAUAAUGCUUAGUCUAUGGUUGGCAAUGUGGGACAGCUUGGAUGAUGCCCAGCUACAUACACAAAUAUUGUAAAAGCUGUUUUGAGGUUAUUGAAUAAAAUUGAAAGGAAUCUUUUUUUUUCCUGUACCA
This is a messenger RNA of Nelumbo nucifera (sacred lotus), 2294 nucleotides long. RefSeq lists its product as uncharacterized. Gene Ontology annotation, cellular component: mitochondrion; cytoplasm; chloroplast. Gene Ontology annotation, molecular function: ATP binding; ATP hydrolysis activity. NCBI's taxonomy places the organism in Eukaryota, Viridiplantae, Streptophyta, Magnoliopsida, Proteales, Nelumbonaceae. The record is from RefSeq and is a predicted model, not a curated record.